Molecule: messenger RNA, 2619 nt
Organism: Lagopus muta (rock ptarmigan)
Lineage: Eukaryota; Metazoa; Chordata; Aves; Galliformes; Phasianidae
Gene: TESPA1
Product: thymocyte expressed, positive selection associated 1
Exons: 12
Coding region: 503-2248 (581 amino acids)
Molecular function (GO): signaling receptor binding
Source: RefSeq, a predicted model, not a curated record
AACACCUGAAAAAGGGCAGAGCGGGGUGGGACAAAGCAAUGGUUAAAUCAGGGCUCCAUCCACAAACAAUCCAGGGCUAAAAAUAUCCCUCCUCUGGGCAGCACCAUUCCAGGAGAGCGAUCCCACAGCAUCGACUCGUUGCCUUUUUUGAAGGGAUCGUGGCUUUGAUAGAGCCGCACCGGGACGGGGUCACCCCACAGCCGCUGCUCUGCUGGGGGAGAAAAGCCACCGACGUGGAGCCGGGGAGGAAAGGGUUAAAGCCAUCUUCAUCCCAACGCUCUUCCUCGGCCCCUUCCGUCCUUCGCUGCUUCCAUCCCGUCGGGUUUGGUGGUCCGUAGGUCCACUGUAUCGUCCUAGAGAUGAAUUUCCUCCCUCCCUGCUGACGACAGAUGCUGGCAGGGGCCGGGCGCAGUGGCGGGGCAGGGGGGACGCGGACGAUGGACCCUCAGUAGGGUGAGGGAGCACCCUGUGCCCCCCCGGUGUGGGGUCUCCCGGUGCUGCCAUGGAGGGGUCCUCAGUGCUCAGCCCCUCCUCAUGGCAGAAACGGCGCGCCUGGGCCCGGCAGAGCCGCUGCUGGAGGACCACAGUGGUGGAGGAGGAGGCGGCUGCAGCCAUGCAGGACAUCCCAGAGCUGCAGUCACCCCACCUGGACGACGUCUUCCUCGAAGGAAGCUCCUCCAGCAAGAUAGAGACGUGGCUGCAGGACUGCGGGUCGUCCUUGGAGGCGCUGCCGGACGAGCUGUGCUCACUGGGUCCCUACGGCUGUGGGAGCAGCAGCACCAGCUUUGAGGACGACCUGACGCUGGGAGCUGAAGCUCUUCUGCUACCAGGCAACGAUCAAACCUUCGGCAGGGCUCUGCAGGGCGGACGCCUCAGCCUGGGGCACAGCAUGGCAUCCAGCGCGCCCUCGGGCCUCACCAACCGCACCGGCUCCAGCAUCUCCGAGGUUCUCGAUUGGUGCCAGGCAGACGCUGAGGAGAUCCUCUACAAUUUGGGAUUUGUGCAGCCCGGGCCGGGCGCUGUGGCUCGGAUCCCUUCACGUUUCUUCUCCUCCCCAUCCCGAGCCAAAGGCAUCGACUUCCAGCUCUUCCUGAAGGCCCAGGUGCGGCGCUUGGAGAUGGAGGAUCCCUGCCUGAUGCUGGCCAGUCGCUUCCAACAGGUCCAGGCUCUGGCUGCCACAGCAGACGCCUUCUUCUGCCUCUAUUCCUACGUCUCCAAGACCCCCCUGCAGCGCAUUUCCCCUUUGCACCUCACCUGGACCGACCCCGGCAUCCCCGAAAUCCGCAUCCCCCCCUCCCAGCCCCCCACCCUCUCACCCGCAGAGCGUCUGAGGGCGGCCGUGUCCAAGAUGUGUCUGUAUGCCCCCCCCCGGGCCGGGGGUUCCCUGGGCAGGGUGGUGCGGGAGGUGCUGGAGCGCAGCCGGGAGGAGAGGUUUUGCUUUGACCCCGAUGAUGUGGAAAGGUUGGGGGGAGCUGCUGGUUGUGGGGCGGCUGUUGGGACGUCGCCACGUGGAGGUGGGGGGUCCUCGUGGCUCGAUCAGGGGGUCCCCAUGUGUCACCAUCAGCGAGGCAUGGAGAUGGCUGUGAGAUGUGGCCAAAACUCCACGGCGGGGGCUCUGCUGUGGGCAAGGGACGCCCCGUGCCCCCCAGGAACAGGACGGGGUGACACAGAGGAUGGACAACCAUGGGUGAAUGUCACCUCGUCCCCAGCGCCGGGUGCAGUGACCACAAAUGACAGCUGGCUGCGUGCCCCCCCUGCACAGCCGGGACACAACGGGGACUCAGAGACCCCCCCCAGGGGGUCAAAAGGGGGGCAGCACCCAGGAGAGCCCCCACACCUCCAUGGGGCGCCACCCCCUCCGUCCCACUGCGCAGCGGGUGGAGACCAGUGGGGUCAGCAGAGCAGAGGAUGGAGCGGAGGAUGGCGCUGGGUGGGUGAUGCUGACCGGCAGCAGAGCGACGCAACGAGGCUGCAGCCCCCCAGGAAAGGUCCCACUGCAGGGAGCUUCGCCUCCCACCACCCCAACCGGGCUGAGAACAACGAAGCCGCGGACUCCUUCGAGAUGGAAGAGGUGGUGAGCGACAGCGACGAGGAUGGUGAUGAUGACGAUGAUGAAGAUGAUGACGACGAUGAUGAAGACACCAGCUGCUCCGUGAGGUUCCGCAGAAGUUUGAUGCUGUACGGAGUCGGUGGGCAUUCGGACAGCAGCGGCUUCGUGGAGGAGCCCCUUCCUGAGCAGACAGACUGAGCCCACCGGGGGUCUCCUGCCUGCACCACCUCCCCCCUCUUCCCACCCAACCUCCAGCACCGGAGUGCAACAACGAGUGCAGGAAAGUUUGCACCGCUGCGCUUCAGGCGACGGAACCCAUCCUCAGCCCAGAGCUGAGCACUGUGUGGACACUUGUGUGUGUGUGUGUGUGUGCAAAUGCAUGCACAAGUAUGUUGGAUGCACCCAAAACUCAGGACUGGCACCUGCACCAUCCCCCCCCCUCCCCUCCUUCUCCCUCCUCUGCCCCUUUUCCUCGGGGCUUCACUUGCACUUUGGAGUUGGCUGCUCCCCCGGCGCUUGGAACACUAGGAUGGGGGUUUUGCUGGGGAAUAGCUGACAGCACACUGGAA